CACUCUUCUCCUGGCUGUUGCAAGACUCGUGCGGUCAACAGCUUCACGAGUCCCUCUUCACGCUAUUGGGGCGCUGGGCGAUUAGUCCACACGGGACUGUGGCAACACCACCCUACGAUCGAGUGAAGGUUGCCUAGGUUGAAGGCCUACAAAAUACUCUUCAACCCCCGCCCUCUGCACAUACUACGAAAACGAAGGCCAAGAACCACACACUCUCUGCACCCAUGGCGCGCUCACCAGAGCCAGAAGAACCGGCGCAGCCAGCUCCCGAAGCCACGGAUACAACGAUGGAGCCGCAGACGUCUACCAAGCCUGAACAACCCACUUCCCCAGCUAGAAGUGACAAGAGCAGCGAUAGCGAGGGUAGACCCGUGCGCGAGAAGCUUAAAGAGACGAGGAUAGAUGCCCAAGCCGCCUCGGAUGCACCACCAAGCUCUGAUCAGCUUAUGGAUGACGCACCCAAUGGUACUCGCGGCGACAUUAGCACAUCAGGGUCGGAGAGCGAGAGGGGAAGGCUACGGCGGAAGCGAAGCCGCGAGGACUUCGAGGACGACCACGAGGAGGCAAAGCACCCGGAAAAGAAGCACGAGCGGCAUACACGAAAGAAGUCUCGAGACAUUACGAGCCCAAAGGAUAUUGAAAUUCCGGUCCCGCCGUUAACCAGCACUACCCCCGUUCCUAAGAUUGACGAGCAUGAGACAGACGAGACGAUGCACAACAUUGACGAGCCUGCGCCAGCCAAGACGUCGACAACCGAUCGACAGAUCACUCCCGAACCUGGCGUCCCCAUUAAAGAAGCCACCGUCACCAGCCCGAACAACAAGCGCACUCUCGAUCAAGUAGAGCCCUCUGGGGUCCAGAUAGGCUCCAUAACCGACUCCUCAAAAGACACCGCAGCAAAUGCCAACGCGGGGGACGAGAGGGACACGAAGCGACCUCGAGACGAGGUCGUUUCGCAGGCGGCAAUCCAGACAACAGAAAGCGCGGCCAAGAUCCCAGCAGGAAGCGGCUUCUCGAACACCUCCUCCACGUCUCCGUUCGCCGCAAUAUCUCCGAAACCCCAGAUAUCCAACGCUACCGGGAAAGCGGCAGAACACCCUCCACAGACUUCAGACGACAAGUUCAAGAAGUCUGGUUUCAGCAGCUUUUCAAAGUCCGGUGCCUCACCCUUUGGCGGUCUCGGCAAUACCGGAUCCAACUCUCCCUUCGCCACAGCAGGCGGCAACAAGGUCAUAUCAUUUGCGUCAAGUACAGCUACUUCGAAGCCCAGCGGGUUCACCUCUCUCGGAAGCAGCUCUGGCCCGUCAGCCUUUGGUGGAGCCUCAAGCGGAGGCAAACCAGUAUUCGGUGGACCAUUGGGAGCCAGCGCUUUCGGACGUAUCGGCGCUUCGAAAUCUUCUAUCUCCUUUGGUACUGGAGUGGGCAUCACUGGUUUAACCCACAAGCCCGCGCAGUUUGGUGCGGCUGAGAACCAGGCUGAAGAAGAGGAAGAUAACGAGGACGGAUCAGAGAAUGAGAAUGAAGGUGCAGAUGAUGAAGAAGCUGAAAAUGGCGAGGAGCGUUCGGAAAGGGGGAGUCAGCCCAUCCUCCCACCUCAUGCCCCUCUCGAAACGGGCGAAGAAGGCGAAGACACCGUCUGGACCGGCCGCGCUAAACUCUACACUUUGGCUGGCGAAACCGGAAAGAAGCAGUGGCACGAGCGUGGUGUUGGGCCUUUCAAGCUGAACGUCACCCGAGAUCCUCCAACAAGGGCUAGGUUCGUCCUUCGCGCAGACGGUACUCACCGUCUGCUCCUCAACGCGGCCGUUACUCGGAAUAUGGGUUUCGGUGAUGCGGAGGGAACCGUACCAAAGGACGGGAAGUUGUUCUUCACCGCGCCCACUGCCACGGGCGAAGUUGAGUCGCACACUCUCAAGCUGAAAAAUGAACGAGCCGUUGACCUGUACAAAACCGUCGAAAACAUCAAGGAAAGCUUAUAAUGUCUUGCUCAGUUCGUGCAAUGACCCCAAAUAUACGGACAUACCUCCACACCAUCGGUAAUCGAUUGGAUCCAUCCUUUCUCGGGCAUGCCUUUGAGCAUUACAGCAUCUUGGAUAGAAGCUGGACCCCGCUUCCCCUUGUUUCU
Molecule: messenger RNA, 2125 nt
Organism: Trematosphaeria pertusa
Lineage: Eukaryota; Fungi; Ascomycota; Dothideomycetes; Pleosporales; Trematosphaeriaceae
Exons: 4
Coding region: 225-1979 (584 amino acids)
Biological process (GO): intracellular transport
Cellular component (GO): cytoplasm; nuclear pore
Molecular function (GO): GTPase activator activity
Source: RefSeq, a predicted model, not a curated record